AUGUCUCCAAAGCUGGAAUUGAAGGUUUGUGGCAUCAAGGUGGAAACCGUGAGGUUGCUACUUCAAGUGGUGAUCUUCAUAUCGAUUGCUGGUGCCGCUAUAUCUUCGCGGUUGUUUUCGGUAAUUCGUUUCGAAAGUAUCAUUCAUGAAUUCGAUCCUUGGUUCAAUUUCAGAGCCACCAAAUAUUUGGUGAGCCAUUCUUUCUACGAGUUUUUGAAUUGGUUCGACGACAGAACUUGGUACCCCUUGGGACGUGUCACCGGAGGAACUUUGUACCCCGGAUUGAUGGUGACUUCCGGUGUCAUCUGGCACACGUUGAGAGACUGGUUCAAGUUACCAGUCAAUAUUAGAGAUGUGUGUGUAAUGUUGGCUCCAGCGUUCUCUGGAUUGACUGCAAUCGCCACAUACUACUUCACAGCGGAAUUGAAGGACUCCAAUGCUGGUUUGUUGGCGGCAAUUUUCAUGGGUAUCGCACCUGGUUACAUAUCCAGAUCUGUGGCCGGCUCUUACGAUAACGAGGCAAUUGCAAUCACUUUACUCAUGGCCACGUUCUACUUUUGGAUCAAAGCGCUGAAAGUGGGUUCAGUCUACUACGCUACAUGGACUGCGUUGUCUUACUUUUACAUGGUUUCUGCAUGGGGUGGAUACGUUUUCAUCACCAAUUUGAUUCCAUUGCACAUCUUUGUUCUUAUCUUGAUGGGCCGUUACAACCACAAACUUUACACCGCUUACACCACCUGGUACGCAUUGGGAACAUUGGCAUCAAUGCAAAUACCUUUCGUGGGUUUCUUGCCCAUCAGGUCCAACGACCAUAUGGCUGCCCUCGGAGUGUUUGGUUUAUUGCAAUUGACCGCCUUGGGAGACUAUGUUAGGUCGAGAGUCUCGGGAAGACAAUUCAAGACAUUCUUGACCAUCUCUGUGGCUCUCAUAAUACUUCUUGGCAUCGGUGCCUUGUUCGCUUUGACUGCCUUGGGCUUAAUUGCUCCAUGGACUGGCCGUUUCUACUCAUUGUGGGACACAAACUACGCUAAGAUUCACAUUCCAAUUAUCGCGUCUGUUUCUGAGCACCAACCUACUGCUUGGCCUUCUUUCUUCUUCGACAGUGGAAUGUUGAUCUGGCUUUUCCCUGCCGGAAUCUACAUUUGCUUCCAAGAAUUGAGAAAUGAACACGUUUUCGUCAUCAUCUAUAGUGUCUUGUGCUCCUACUUUGCUGGUGUCAUGGUAAGACUCAUGUUGACCUUGACUCCAAUCAUUUGUGUUUCUGCAGCCCUCGCAAUCUCCAGGUUGUUUGAUGAGUAUUUGAACUUUGUGGAGGUUUUCAGAACUCCAGCAGAAAAGAAGCCCACAGAAGAGAAGAAAGGUAAGACUCCGGAAGUAAAGAAAGUUAAAGGUGGAUCCAAAACGAGAACUUGGUCAUUAUUCCAAAUUUUAUCCAAAUUGUUGGUUGUGGGAUCUUUUACUACUUACCUUGUGUACUUUGUGUUGCAUUGUACCUGGGUUACCUCGAACGCCUACUCUUCUCCUUCUGUUGUAUUGUCAUCGAGAAAUCCUGAUGGCUCUCCAAACAUCAUCGAUGAUUACAGAGAGGCAUAUUACUGGUUGCGAAUGAACACACCCGAGGAUGCCAAGGUGAUGGCAUGGUGGGAUUACGGUUACCAGAUUGGUGGUAUGGCCGACCGUACUACUCUCGUCGACAAUAACACAUGGAACAAUACUCAUAUUGCAACCGUCGGAAAGGCAAUGUGUUCUUCCGAAGAUGUUGCUUAUGAGAUCUUGAAAAAGCACGAUGUCGACUAUGUGUUGGUUGUUUUCGGAGGGCUCUUGGGCUACUCGGGAGAUGACAUCAACAAGUUCUUAUGGAUGGUUAGAAUAUCCGAAGGGAUUUGGCCCGAUGAAGUUACUGAACGUGACUACUUUUCUGCCAAAGGCGAGUACAGAGUGGAUGAGGGAGCAUCUCAGACUAUGAGAAACUCGUUGAUGUACAAAAUGUCAUACUACAGAUUUGCAGAAAUCUUCAAUGGUAGAGAUGCCACCGACCGUGUGAGAAGCCAAACCAUACCUGCUAACAUGGCACCCGAACUUAGCGUUCUAGAAGAAGCUUUCACAUCGCAAAAUUGGAUGGUAAGACUCUACAAAGUGAAGGAUCUCGACAAUGUGGGUAGAGAUCUCCACGCCGCCAGCAAAUUCGAAAGUAGCAAAGAUCUGAGCUCCAAGAAGAAGCGGAUCAUCAAAAAGCCAACACUUUCUUUAAGAGAGUAG
Messenger RNA from Meyerozyma guilliermondii ATCC 6260, 2259 nucleotides. RefSeq names its product dolichyl-diphosphooligosaccharide--protein glycosyltransferase subunit (gene STT3). Gene Ontology annotation, biological process: post-translational protein modification. Gene Ontology annotation, molecular function: dolichyl-diphosphooligosaccharide-protein glycotransferase activity. Lineage: Eukaryota; Fungi; Ascomycota; Pichiomycetes; Serinales; Debaryomycetaceae. Bases 1 to 2259 code for a protein of 752 amino acids. Gene Ontology annotation, cellular component: membrane. The record is from RefSeq and is a predicted model, not a curated record. The transcript has a single exon.